Macadamia integrifolia is the source of this 1664-nucleotide messenger RNA. RefSeq names its product biotin carboxyl carrier protein of acetyl-CoA carboxylase, chloroplastic-like. Bases 389 to 1222 code for a protein of 277 amino acids. The record is from RefSeq and is a predicted model, not a curated record. Gene Ontology annotation, cellular component: acetyl-CoA carboxylase complex. Gene Ontology annotation, biological process: fatty acid biosynthetic process. Lineage: Eukaryota; Viridiplantae; Streptophyta; Magnoliopsida; Proteales; Proteaceae. Gene Ontology annotation, molecular function: acetyl-CoA carboxylase activity. The transcript has 7 exons.
UUUUUAACUUUUUCUUUGUUAGGAACUUAUUAGUCAAUAGGUUUCUUUGUAGGUAUCGACGAGAUAUACAGAGGUGGGGAGACAAUCCUUCUUUUUCUAUUUAUUUCUAUAGAGAAACCACAUUUUUUUUUAGAUUCAGAUUCUUCAGAUCUUCUCUUCUCGGUUUCAUCGAUUCUCUCUCCCUCUCCCUCCCCCUCUCCCAACGCCAUUUCCUGAAUGCUUCCUGUUCUGAUUUGAAGAUAGAAUCGAUUCAGUGUGAUCUCCUUGAUUUAUUUGUUUUUCUCUGAUUUGUUUCGCAAUUUAUCAGUUUCCAGAGGUUUCAAUAAUCGAAGCUUCUAUUUAUCAAGUGUUGUCGUUCGUUUGACUUCAUUUUCUUUUCGGUUCUUCAAUGGCAUCGUUCUCUGUAUCGUGCCCCCACUCUUCUGCGUUUUCUGUCGGCGGAUCGCAACCACAGAAUCCGCAGCAGUCGAAGGUCUUCUUCCUUCCGGCUUCAACAUCAACUCCACCAUCUUCAUCAUUGCUAGCUGGAUCUGCGGCUCUUCUGAGACUUCAGGGGCCUUCGCAGAGUCGAUCAGCAGUUUGCAAGGUUGCCAUUGAAAAACCAUCAAAUUCAGCUCCAUUAUUUGAGACCAAGUUAGAAGUUCCAUCAUCUGGGGUGAAAGAUGAGCCAGAAAAGCCUGCUCCCCAAAAUUCAGUUGCAGAUGCAUCCUCCAUUUCCGCAUUCUUGGCUCAAGUUUCCGACCUUGUGAAGCUUGUGGACUCACAAGAUAUUAUGGAGCUUCAGCUGAAGAAUCAAGAUUGCGAGAUCAUAAUAAAGAAAAAAGAAGCUUUGCCUCAGCCUCCAGCUGCACCUCCUGUUUACAUGAUGCCCCCUUCACCUCAAGCUAUGCCAUCUCAAGUGCCACCAGCUCAGUCUUCUGCUCCCAGAUCUCUUGCUCCAGCAGUCCCUGCCCUCCCUGCUCCUGCAAAGAGGAGCAAGUCGUCCCACCCACCUAUGAAAUGCCCCAUGGCUGGAACCCUCUAUCGGGCUCCUGCACCUGGUGAACCACCAUUUGUGAAGGUUGGAGAUAAGGUCAAGAAAGGCCAGGUUGUCUGCAUUAUUGAGGCCAUGAAACUGAUGAAUGAGAUCGAAGCUGAUCAAUCAGGAACCAUAGUUGACAUACUGGUCGAGAAUGGAAAACCAGUUAGUCUGGACACGCCUCUAUUUGUCAUUGAGCCUUGAAGUAGGUGAAUCCUCGCUAAGUUACAAGUUGGUACUCAAUUAAUAGAUUCCUGUAUUCAUGCCUGAAAUUUUGGCUCUUUUCUUUUUCCCGGUUUGUUGGAUAGAAUUAUAUUUAUUAAUUAGUUAAUAAAGAUCACAAAUGCUAAAAAUGCUAUUUUUCUUAAUCAAACUAGGGUUAUUUAUCAAAACAUCACUGGAGAUCUUUCUGAAAUGUAGAACUGUAUCCUAAGAAGCAUUGACGGGAGGAGUAUCUGUCUGGAUACUAUGUGGUUGGCCAUAUACAAACAGCACUCAGAGUACCACAUGGACUGAAAUGGUUUAAUUUCUUUGCUCUAUGACUAUUGCUUCAAGUAUAUGGUCUUCACCAGAAAUGUAUUCAUUUUUCAGCACUCACCAAAAUUCAAGUAAAUCUAUUAUCCUAGUAAAGAGGCAGUUUCAUGCA